CAGUUGAGCGCAGACAUGUUGAGGUUUCUGUUGCUGACCUCUCUCGCCGCCCUGGUGCUGGCUGAGCUGGAGCCACAGCCCAGGUUCUUGGAGGACGACGAAGCCGAGGAGAGAGUCGUUGGAGGCGAGGUGGCGAGACCCAACUCCUGGCCUUGGCAGAUCUCUCUUCAGUACAAAUCUGGCAGCAGCUUCUACCACACCUGCGGAGGAACUCUGAUCAAGAGAGGAUGGGUGAUGACAGCCGCUCACUGCGUCGACCGUUCCAGGACGUGGCGCGUGGUUCUGGGAGACCACAAUAUCAACAGCAACGAGGGCAGAGAGCAGUAUAUGAGCGUGAGUCGCGUCUACCUUCACCCCAGGUGGAACGCUAACAACGUCGCUGGAGGGUGGGACAUUGCUCUGCUGCGUCUGUCCUCUGAGGCUUCCCUCAACGAUUACGUCCAGCUGGGUGCCAUCCCCCCCUCUGGUCAGGUCCUGCCCCACAACAACCCCUGUUAUAUCACCGGAUGGGGACGCACCCAGACUGGAGGUCAGCUGUCCGCCCAGCUGAAGCAGGCCUCCCUCCCCGUGGUGGACCACAGGACAUGCUCCAGCUACGGAUGGUGGGGCAGCACGGUCAAGAAUUCCAUGGUCUGCGCCGGCGGAGGCAGCGAAUCCGGUUGCCAGGGCGACUCCGGCGGCCCCCUGAACUGCCGCGUGAACGGCAACUGGGUGGUGCACGGUGUGACCAGCUUCGUGUCGUCGUCCGGCUGUAACGCCUACAGGAAGCCCACCGUCUUCACCCGCGUGUCCGACUACAUCAGCUGGAUGAACAGCGUCAGUAUCCGACCCGAAUCUGUUGAGUGA
This is a messenger RNA of Phycodurus eques (leafy seadragon), 846 nucleotides long. RefSeq names its product elastase-1-like. The coding region runs from base 16 to 846 and encodes 276 amino acids. The record is from RefSeq and is a predicted model, not a curated record. The transcript has 7 exons. Lineage: Eukaryota; Metazoa; Chordata; Actinopteri; Syngnathiformes; Syngnathidae. Gene Ontology annotation, molecular function: serine-type endopeptidase activity. Gene Ontology annotation, biological process: proteolysis.